Molecule: messenger RNA, 366 nt
Organism: Theileria orientalis strain Shintoku
Lineage: Eukaryota; Apicomplexa; Aconoidasida; Piroplasmida; Theileriidae
Product: 60S ribosomal protein L22
Exons: 3
Coding region: 1-366 (121 amino acids)
Biological process (GO): cytoplasmic translation
Cellular component (GO): ribosome
Molecular function (GO): RNA binding; structural constituent of ribosome
Source: RefSeq, a predicted model, not a curated record
AUGAAGAUUCUUAAUAAAAAGGGAAAGCAAAAGAAGGUUGUUCCAGGCCACAAGGUUAAGUAUCUUCUUGAUUGCUCUGGACCAGCAAACGACAACAUUAUAAACACAGCAGGACUUGAGAAGUUUUUUCUAGAUAGAAUAAAGGUCGAUGGGAAGACAGGUAACCUUGGAACAAGUGUUACAGUAUCGAGAGAAAAAAAUAAAAUUCACAUAACAACAGAAGUACCCUUCUCAAAGAGAUACAUCAAGUAUUUGACAAAGAAGUAUUUGAAGAAACAACAGCUGCGUGACUUUCUGAGAGUUGUAGCGAACAAGGAACACUCAUACGAACUGAAAUACUUCCAACUUAACGACGACGCGGAUUAA